AUGAAUCCAGAGGAGGAGGAUACAGAGGAGGAGGAUGAUUACGAACCGGCGUUCGUGGACGCUUCGGCGGCGGACGUCACCGUGCACUUGGACCUGAACGAAACCGACGAACCACCUCCUCCUGAUGAUGAUGAUGAUGAUUUAGACGAGGAGGAGGAGGAAGAUUUGGAAGAAGAAGACGGCGUGAUGAUGGAAGAAGACGUUGCGGUCGAAGACCGAGACGCCGCCGACGAGAGCGUGUUGCGCCCGGAAAAAGACGAGUGCGAGAUGAAGAUGGAAGAGAGGAAAGGGUCGAUUUUUGCCGUCGCGUGGGCGACGACGACGAAGAGAGAUGAUGGGGAGGGUGGGUCUGUUGAGCGAGAGGUGAUGUGCGCGGGAGGUUCGGACGAUCGGGCGGUGUUGACGAGUACGAGCGGCGGCGGCGGGGUAACGACGACGACGUUGGAGAAUACCGGGAAGGAUAGCGUUUCGGCGGUGAAGUUUUCGAGGCAUAGUAAUGGUAGUAAUAAUAGUGAGGUACUUCUGGCUACGGCAAAUUUAGACGGCACGGUUUCCGUGCACGACGCCGACGGGCGGUAUUUGAGGCAACUCGAAGGUCCGGAAACCGGCGUCGAGUGGUUGGAGUGGCACCCGAACGGGCCGAUUGUUUUAGCCGGGUGCGAGGAUUUUUGCGCGUGGAUGUGGAACGCGAGCGAUGGAAAUUUGAUGCAAGUGUUCGCGGGACAUUCAGGGUCGGUUUCGUGCGGCCAGUUUUCGAAAGACGGGAAGGUUGUGUUCACGGGAUCGUUCGACGGUAGUUUUCGCGCCUGGAAUCCGAGAAGCGGGAUGGCUAUCGCCGCGUUCCAAAAAGGAGGGUUGUUUCACGACGGACCGGUGACGUGCAUGGACUCUAAAGUAGACGAUAAUGGUAAUUAUUUAGUGUUGACUGGAUCCGAAGAUUGCACGUUGAAACUUUCGACGGUACACGCAAACGCGGCGGACGUCGGCGCCGGAGGAAGUAAAGUUUUGGGCAACUUUUUCGCGCACGAAAAGUGCAUCGAGUGUGUGGAAUUUUGCGACGGAACGGUUGGGAAUUACGCGGCGAGUGGAAGCGUGGAUGCGACGAUUCGUGUCUGGGAUUUACCGACGCAAAAAGUGCGCGGCGUGCUCGGACACGGGAAAGCCGUGAGUCAGUUGAAAUGGGUGCCAAACUCGGCGAUGUUAUACAGGUGCGCGCGUUUUCGUUUCUCAAAAGUAGUUUGCGCGCUUGCAUCUUUUUUUUCUUCUUCUUCUAAACUCCUCUCUCGUUUCUUUCUGUUUGCAACAAAAGGGCCCGGCGCGACGAGCUGA
Bathycoccus prasinos is the source of this 1329-nucleotide messenger RNA. RefSeq lists its product with no specific name. NCBI's taxonomy places the organism in Eukaryota, Viridiplantae, Chlorophyta, Mamiellophyceae, Mamiellales, Bathycoccaceae. The record is from RefSeq and is a predicted model, not a curated record. The transcript has a single exon. Gene Ontology annotation, molecular function: protein binding. Bases 1 to 1329 code for a protein of 442 amino acids.